This is a messenger RNA of Ruditapes philippinarum (Manila clam), 1070 nucleotides long. RefSeq names its product hydroxylysine kinase-like. Gene Ontology annotation, molecular function: amino acid kinase activity. The coding region runs from base 10 to 858 and encodes 282 amino acids. The transcript has 4 exons. The record is from RefSeq and is a predicted model, not a curated record. Lineage: Eukaryota; Metazoa; Mollusca; Bivalvia; Venerida; Veneridae.
CAAAACCAAAUGAUGCUGUAUUUAGCGAACCAUAGGAUAGUGGCGUGUGUACCAAAAGCGACAACGCGAGGAAAAUACACUGAAUUGUUUACAACAAUGGGAGAUAGGAAGAUAUAUGCCCGCCUGUUGAACUUUAUUGAUGGAGUGACAUUUGAAGAAAGCGGUAAACCGAGCUAUUUGCUCCACUCUAUUGGAGUGUUGGUUGGCAGAAUAUGCAGCACCCUAAAGGAUUUUCAAUUUGAAAAUUACAAAGAAACGACCUCCUUAUUUAUUCUUCAUAAGGCAUUGGCGUUGGAAAAUCUAACUGACAAAUAUUUAAAUGGAUGUAAUAGAGAUAUGGCAAGACAAAUUUUGGAACAAUAUGCCAAAAAAGUUCAACCAAAUCUGGAGAAGUUGCAACAUGGAUUUAUAUGCGGUGAUAUCAACAGCAGAAAUAUCAUUGUAAAACGAUCUACAAACGGAAGCUCGUCUGGUAACAUAGAGUACGUCAUUUCCGGAAUCAUCGAUUUAGGAGACGCUUGCAAAAGCGCCUACAUUUACGAAAUUUCCGUUGUAAUUGCCGAACUGAUGUCUACGUAUUUCCCGUCUAUUUACCCACUCAUUGUCGGCAAACAACUUCUAGAAGGAAUAAGAGAGCAAUUUCAGUUGACAAACCUAGAGCUGAAAUUAUUAAAGCUAUGCAUUUGUGUCAGAUUACUUCAAGUUCAUCUGCUUAUUGAACAUAUCAAAACUACCCAAGACAAUCUCCAGAAUGAUGAAUAUUUUGAAAAAUGUAGGCAUAAUUUCUUAGAUGUUUGCAAAUAUCUAUGGAUGGUUACCGAUGAAGUUUUCACAGACACUGUAGUAGGAAAUAUAUAGAUGGUAAAUAAAUUAAUACAAGUCUAUGAACGAAUGAAUUUUCUUUGAGUAUCGCACGGAUGAAACAAUAAACAAUAAAAAUGUACUGACGUUAAAACAUAAAUUACACAAUUUAAACCAAUUUUCCAUGUAAACAAUUGAUUGAAUCGCCUUAUUGUUUAAUAAACUGUUUGAUACCUUUGAAUACAAUGCAUGACGUUACGCCGGUGGUA